Messenger RNA from Acanthopagrus latus (yellowfin seabream), 1141 nucleotides. RefSeq names its product ADP-ribosylation factor-like protein 15. NCBI's taxonomy places the organism in Eukaryota, Metazoa, Chordata, Actinopteri, Spariformes, Sparidae. Gene Ontology annotation, molecular function: GTP binding; GTPase activity. The transcript is spliced from 5 exons. The coding region runs from base 418 to 996 and encodes 192 amino acids. The record is from RefSeq and is a predicted model, not a curated record.
UUUGGUCAUGUGACCACGCUACGUGCGCAGGGCGACGUGCGUGACGUAGCGGUGUAGGCUACGCUAGUUUCCUCAACCAAACACUCAACUGAUAAUUGUGAUAAAAACUAGAAGUCAGCCGGUGGACGAGGGGGUUGUUUAUUCGGGGAAAAGCACACGAACCGAGCAGAACCUUCGUCGUUGUAAACAAACUGGGUCGUUUCCGCGCACAAGCCAGGCUCGCUGGUGAGGAAGACGGCGAGAGAAUCCUGCCUUUUAACCCACCACCUGGUUGGUUUUUAUUUUAGCUGUGGCUGUCGGAAGGCGGGGAAUACAAAGCGACGUGUGGUCAAAAACAUUAUAUUUUGGACUCAUUCAAGCAAAAACGGGAUUACUGCGAAGCCAGUUCGUGCUGCUGUGCCUGGUCAGCGAUAGUACAUGGAUUAUCUGUGUUUCCGGGCACUGUGCUGUAAAGGACCCCCGCCGCCAAGACCAGAGUAUGACGUGGUGUGCAUUGGCCUUACAGGUGCUGGAAAGACCAGCUUGCUCUCACGCCUCUGUAGUGAGGGCAGCGACGGCAUCGUACCUACGACAGGUUUCAGCAUCAAAGCAGUGCCAUUUCCAAAUGCCAUCUUGAAUGUAAAAGAACUUGGAGGAGCUGACAACAUCAAGAAAUAUUGGAGUCGUUACUACCAAGGGUCGCAGGGUGUAGUCUUCGUGCUGGACAGCGCUUCAUCAGAUGAGGACCUUGAGGCAGCACGUAACGAACUUCACUCAGCUCUGCAGCACCCGCAGCUCUGCACACUGCCUUUUCUCAUCCUUGCAAACCACCAGGACAAGCCUGCUGCAAGGACACCAAACCAGGUUAAGAAGUACUUUGAGCUGGAGCCUCUGGCCAGAGGGAAGCGCUGGAUCUUGGAGGGCAGCUCCACUGACAAUAUGGAGGCAGUGAAGGAGAUAUUUGGUCAGUUCAUUAGUCUGUUGGAAGACAAAGACACAGAGCCUGCAAGGAUAUGAUGCUAACGCUGCUAGUGCUAAGAGACAUUAGCGGCUGGUCAUGAGGAAAACACAACGUCCUGCUGGUGCCCAUGUACACACACUCAUGCACAGACACAAACAUGCACACGAAAAAAAUAAAGCAGAAGUUGAUCUCUCUCUUCGA